AUGCCAAACAGCAGAAUUCUUGCUGCGGUGGAACCGGAAAAGAUUUUAACAUCAGAUUUCUCGGGUCUAUUUUUUGAAGGUCAAUCAUCUUCAAAAUAUAUCAUAAGAAUCCUUACUGAGGGGAUUGUUAUUAAUAAUAAAAAAUAUAAUUAUCUUGGGCAGUCGAAUUCGUUGUUAAAAGAUCGAAAAUGCAUUUUAAUGGAAGCGGAUGAACGAGAGAUUAAACGAUUUCUUGAUAAAUUCGGAGAUUGGACCAAAUUUAAUAAUACAGCAAAAUUGGCAAAAAGGAUAGGUUUAUUGUUUUCAACUGGGGAAAAAGUUCUCGAUUUACCAUUCGACAUUAAUGAUAAUAACGUUCUCAUAGAUGAUGUCACGAAAGAUGAUUUUUGCUUUACGGAUGGGUGUGGCCUUGUUUCGAAAGAAAUCAUUCGAGAAAUUUCAAACAAAUUGAAAAUAAAAUAUCGUAAUAAACGUUACGAUCCAUGCGUAAUUCAAAUUCGUUAUCGAGGAUUCAAAGGAAUUUUGUUGUUAGGAACAGAAUUAAAAGGAAAGACUUGUCGUUUUCGAAAAUCAAUGAAAAAGUUCGAGUACCGGGCAGAUAAUACCUUUUAUGUCGUUGAACAUUCAAAGCCCUACGCUUUCGGGCGUUUAAACACACAGAUAAUCAUACUUCUAUCCUCGCUUGGUGUACCUGAUGAAGCAUUACUGCAUAAACAGGAACAGCACUUUGAACGUUUGAAUUUAAUGUUUACGAAUAUAUCUAUAGCUUUCGAAUUUCUCUUGACAAACGGUGAAGUGGCCCUUGCAGACGAACUAUUUGAGAAUGGAUUCACGGAAAAAAUUAUAAACUACCUUAAUCAAUCAUACAAUAAAGAGUUGAAUUCAUCAAUAAAAAUAAAAAAAGUUCGCAGCGAAACCGUUGAAUCGGAAAAGUUGCGUAUAAUAGUGAAGGAUUCGCGGUUGGCAUUUGGUGCUUCGGAUCCCACCCCCACCAGGAAGUUAAAAGAAUACCAAUGCUUUUUUAGACCAAUUAUUAACAAUAAACCUACCACUAUCAUCGGCCCUAUUUUUUAUGUACGCAACCCCUGUUACCACCCCGGGGAUAUCGUCGUCCUUAAGGGGGUCCAUCUUCCUGAAUGUGAAGAUAUUGUCGAUGUGUUAUUGUUUUCCGUGAACGGAGAUGUACCCGCAGCACAUAAAACGGCCGGUGGUGAUUUGGAUGGGGACAAGUUUUUUGUAUGCUGGGAUUCGGAACUAAUGCCACGAGAGACGGCAGAAUCGUACGGAUAUCCUGGAGGAAAGGAUGUCGUCAAUCAUAAUAUAAAACGUGCUGAUCUCAUCAAGCACUUCGCCAUGUUUAGCAAUGCUGGAGUUUCCCGGUGUGCCUCUCUAUUUACGAAAUGGGCUGACGCAAAAGGUCCUAAAUGUCUUGAAUGUCUACAGAUCAACAAGUUGUUUUCAAGUGCUGUGGAUGGUCAAUCUGUAAAAAUCCCUAGUUUUCUGACGCAACCUCCCGAAGUUGAUGAUCAAAUUGUACAAAAUAGAAUUUGGAAUAAACUUACUAAUGUCGCGGAAAAAAAAAGGGAAGAGAGCAAAACAUUAAAAAAGAACAAAGACCUUUCUAUUAAGCUGAAGAUGGGUCGAGAAGAGUUGUGUACGUUUCUAGAAGAGGGUUGUUACGAAGCAACAGAUUACGAGUUGCUGUGCUUCCUUAUUCGAUGGUGUCAUGUCAACGAUGAAGACAUCAAAGAGUUUCUAUAUUAUUUAGAUUUUACCACAUUUACCGUUGACGAAAAAAGAGCCGCUAUCGCGACGGGAAGAGUUCCCAUUGAUCAAAUGCUUAAUGCAAUACAUUCGUCAAAUAUCAUGGAUUGUAAAAAAAUGAUCAAUUAUUUUAGCCUUGGAGAAGGUAAAAAUCAUUGGAAAUUAUUUCAUCAAGACAGCGAAAUUCAGUACUCGACAAGCAUUACACCAGAUAUUUCACGAGCCAUCGCAAGUUUUCGUAGAGUGUUCAUUGCUCUCAAAUUUGAUCAUGAACUUAGUGUUUGUAUAUCAUUAUAUGGUGAAUUCGAAAUCGAAGAAGAAAAUGAUGCGGACGGUAAGAUAGAUAUUUAUGGGUUCAAUAGAAGUGGGACAAUCAUUAAAAAAAAAUCAUGUACGGGCGGCUACAAGCUUUCGUUCAACGAAAAUUACCUACAAAUUUAUCAUUCACACAAGCGUAACACUUUUGUUUGGCUUGGAAGCCCCAAACAUCUACAAACGGAUAUAAUUUCGCUAAACGAUUUGGACGUUAAGUCUUCCUUAAGCGUUGCCAUUGAUAAAUUGUGUCACACAACUGCGAAAAAGACAAGUAAGAUCCAAAAAAAGAAAUUGUGUAUGUCUGAAAUUUAUGUGGUUAGUAACCGUGACGGUAUACAUACAAGAUACCAAGUGGUAAAUCCCGAAUACAGGGUAAAUAUGGAAAUACCGGAUGUUGAUGAAGAUUAUAACCCGCCAGAUUCAACAAACGUCAAUGAUGAGAAUGAUAAAAGAUUGUUAUCCCUUCCUCUUUCCGCCAAUAAUGUGAAUGAGCUUAUGGAGAGAAUGGAAUGUUGGAUUAAAUAUGCUAAAUACGACAGAGUGAUUAAAGCAUAUGAAUUAUAUUUAGGUAAUAAUAAUUCCAGGUCAGACUUACAAAAUCUAGUCGAAUUUUCGUCAAAAAUUCCAAUUGUCUAUGGCUCAUUGAUUAAAAUGAUACAGACCCAUUCUUUAGAAGUUCCAAGUAUGACCUUGGUUAGCUUGAUCGGAACUUGCUUUAAAGCAAGUAAAUGUAAAGAAGAUACGGUGGUGUUAGAAAGCGUAAACAAUCUGCUAAAGUGUUCCGUUUCGAUUAGCAUGAUUCAAUUAUUCGAGAUUAUUAACCAUCUCGUUCUUUAUUAUCCGUGUCCCAGAGUCUUACUUGAGGAAUAUCAAGAAGGCGAAAGGGAAGGAAAAAAUUAUUUAGAGGAUUUAUUUGAUAUCAUUAAACAAAAACUGGAACCGCCGGUAAAUAUUCCUGAGACAGCAGUUACACAUUUUAUGCACUUGGUCAAGAUAUUAUGUAUUCAAACCUUGGAGGAAAGUUAUUCAGAAAAUCAAAAAACUCCUCGAAACCGCUAUCAAGCGCGUCAAAAUAAAGCAAAAGCAAAAAACAGAGUUAAUCUCAUGUCUACAGGACCAUCUCAGAUCAGGUUACGACCUGGUGAUCUCAUUAUAUUAAAGAGACUUAAUAAAAAGUCAAUCGAGCCAAUUUCUGUCAUACGAGCGGUCGUUAUAACCAUGGAACCGGAAGCAUCUAUAGAAGUGUCAUGGGUUCCUAGAGAUAUAUUAAUAGCAACAUGGAAAGUAAAGAAAGUGGGAAAUAUAAUUGGUUUCAGACAAUCAAUGGAAGCGAUUGAAAGGUUGUACCCAACCCAAAUGGAUGAAAUUUCUCCGCUACUUGAUCGAAUAAUAGAACCGAAUAAAUUCGACAUUACUAUUGUGACAAAUGCGACGGACACAACGGAUGAAGGUUCGUCAACGACAACUUCUAACCAAGCACUUAAUCGCAGUCAACAGAAAGCAAUUGAGAAAGGAAAAAACGGAAUUCUUACACUUUGGCAGGGUCCUGCGGGCACCGGAAAGACAAAGAGCAUCUAUCAACUAAUUUUAAACCUACUUGACCUUAACCCGAAACUACCAAUACUUGUGACAGCAGCCACAAAUGCUGCAGUGGAUAAUAUAGCGCUGCUUUUGAUAAAGCUUGAAGGUAUCAAAACUAUUCGUAUCGGAGAAACAAAAACACCAGAGCUAUUUCCGAUUACUCUUGAAGCUGGAUUAGAUGGUUCAUUCAAGAGAAUCAAUUCUAAAAAAGGACAGGAACUUCUUAAGAGUGCAAAAAUUAUUUGUGCCACUUGCGUUGGGAGCGGUACGUCUCUUUUGGAGAAAAUCGAAUUUGAAUUUGUGAUUGUGGAUGAAGCCUCUCAGGUUUCUGAACCCAAUUGUCUUAUUCCGUUAUCAAAAAAAUGCGAACGCUUCCUAUUGGUGGGUGAUCACAAACAAUUACCACCAUUUUGUCACCCAAAAGCAAAGGAAGCAGGUUAUUCUGUCUCGUUAUUUGAACGAAUGCAUACCAGUUCGUAUCCAUUCAACUUGCUGGAUACACAAUAUAGGAUGCAUCCAGGAAUCUCUAAAUUUCCGAAUGACGAGUUUUACCAAGGAAGGUUGAACGAUGGGAUAAAUUUCGUAGAUAGGCCCUUGGUUGAAGGAUUUAAUUGGCCGAAUCCAAAAGUUCCCGUGUCAUUUGUUCAAGUUUCUGGUAUCGACUCGCCAGGCAGAGGUGGAUCCAGAUAUAAUGAAAUGGAAGUUGAAAAUAUCAUUAACACAGUGAAGAGGAUUGUAGAAAAUGGAGGCGUACAAGCCAAAGAGAUUGGCAUCAUUAGUUUGUAUAACGCUCAGUUAGAGAAGAUAACAGGAAAACUAGGCAAUAAUGAUAUUGAAGUCAAAACUGCAGAUGGGUUUCAGGGAAAAGAGAAAGAACUAAUAUUGAUCACUUGUGUCAGAUGUAACGAGAAAGGAAGCAUCGGAUUUUUGGAGGAUCCUCGUCGUUUUAAUGUCAUGCUUACGCGAGCAAAGAGAGGACUUAUCAUUUUUGGGGAUCGAAAAACCCUUUGCACCAAUGAAAUGUGGAAACGAUGGUUUACAUGGGUCGAUUUAAAUGACAUUGUGGUCGAUUACAAGCAGCAAAUCAUCUCUUCCAAACUUUCAACACUUUCACGACACGAAAAAAAUAUGCCUAAACACACGAAAUCUCCUGUUCCUUAUAUUUUUGAUUGUGAACCAAUGUCUAUCGCUCAAUUUACCAAACCUAAAAGGACCAAAAAAAAAAAAGGCUCGCUUUUACCUUACUUCAAAUGUGAACCCGAACAAAAAAUCUAUUUCCUUCCUCAUAUCAAAAUAUCUCCUUUUCUAAUCAAAGAUGAAUCGGAAGAAUGGGUUACUUCUCCUAUAAAAGACGCACCGGAAAAGCGGAGUACUUAUCCUAUUAAAGAUAUUAAAGAUGAACCGAAAGAACAGGUUUUUGUUCCCAAACAAGUUGUGAUAGAAGAAAUGUCAGGAUUUCCUUGUUUCUGGCAAUUACAAUAUAAAUUACUUGAUGAUGAUAUUGAACCCUCUAAAAAGAAUUCCAACCCUUCUCAACCUGUCACAGGAGUUGACCCGUCGUCACCUUUAGAUAUUACUUACGAGAUUCAUCAUUUUUCUCGUGUCUUUUGUAAGCUAUGCCAAACGAUGUUUAUCAAUUAUGAAAAUUAUAAUAAGCACGUUAAAGAUGAUCAUGGAGUUAGGAUCUUUGUGUGUGACAUAUGUAAGGACGUGUUUUAUAAUGGGGGAGUAUAUAUGAAACAUAUCAAACAACAUAGAGAACUAUUCGAAUGUACGAUCUGUCUUAGGAAAUUUAGGAGAUUGAAUUCUCUUGACGCACACCAACAACAAAAACAUCCGCGGGAAGUAACCGAAUAUGGUCCUCAAGCUUUUCGAAUUGUAAUACAGUAG
Molecule: messenger RNA, 5550 nt
Organism: Funneliformis geosporum
Lineage: Eukaryota; Fungi; Glomeromycota; Glomeromycetes; Glomerales; Glomeraceae
Source: the annotation of a GenBank genome assembly